UUUAUGAAGCUAAGAUCAUUUGUAUUCAGACUUAUAUUCAUGAGAUUUACGCUAGGUGAAGGAGUUCUUUGACAGUACUCUGCCAAGACACAGAAAAUUGCUUGUCGCCAUUUUGGAUCUUUACUGUGUCUGGGCGUGGGGGUGCUGAGCUCGCAACAACGAUUUGAGUACUGCAUCUUGUUCAUUUUAUUGACUGCUCAACUCGCUUUGUAAUCGUAUAAUCGUGCGCAUUCUCAUCGCAUUGUAAGUACCAGUAGAACUUUGCUGUAACUUGGAAUCAUUAAAGGUUAGAUUCAUGUUGCUUAAAUGCUCAAAGCUGACAUUUCGCCAAUGGCACAAAUGUAGGUUGCUGAGACGACAUCGAUCAGUUGAUAAUUUGUGUACAGCGCCCUUUGUUCCUGAAAGCUUUUAAGCGAUUGGGAUGUUGCCAAAACAUCUAGUGGUGUGCUCAAGCAACUAAUCAUAAUAAUUCCAAAUUGACUAAAUCAACGUUGAAGCUAUACUGGCCUCAAAACUUUUCAGUGCAUGCCACGUGGCUACCGCUUUUGAGCGCCGCAUAGACACAGGAUAACAAUAAUGAUUUUCGUAUAGAUAAGAAGCCAAUCUGACAAGAUCUUUGUCUUGUGGUCAUCCUUUCUUAGAAAAUAAAAAACAUGGUCUCAGAAGGGCGAUGUAAAUCAUUUCCUUCAAAAGUAUGCAACGAGGCUGAUGCUUUUAAUGUAGACGUCGCAAGCUCCACGAACAAGGAUUUCAAAGCUCAUGCAAAUUUUAUGUUAAAGACUUGUAUGAGUUUAGUUGGAGAUCUGAUUGAAUAUUUCUGGGUGGUUACAGUCUCGUUGGCAUCUUUUCGAGAAUACUACAUACGGCGCAAAGUCCACCUUUAUCUCCUUAUCGGGGAUAAAAUGCAUUAUUUAAAGGAGCAGCAGAACUAAAGCGACUGUGUAUGCUGCAACUGUAUGACACAUCUGAAUCGAGUGCGUUUUAUUCAGAGGUAUUUUAAUUGAGCGUAGCCUAUAACACAAUUAGAGUGUAGAUGGAGCAAUGCGAUUAUAUGUGGAAGCAACAGAACGUAUCCCAAGCGAGAAAGCAUUACAAGUGCGAAGACCCGAAUAAUCACCAAUAUACUUAUAAUACAACAAAAAGAGCGUUUCUCAAAAUGAGUCUGUAAACUUUUUGCUGCCAGUGUUGUUACCAAGAGAUUGUAUGCAUCAGAAUGUAGUCACUUCCCAUCGACUCUAUGGUUUUUCUUGCAGACUUCAAGUCGACUAGAUUGAUUUAAACAAAAUAUAUCUCAAGCUGUCGAUUUCACUCGAAAAUUUACCUG
Plasmopara halstedii is the source of this 1324-nucleotide messenger RNA. RefSeq lists its product as uncharacterized. Lineage: Eukaryota; Oomycota; Peronosporomycetes; Peronosporales; Peronosporaceae. The coding region runs from base 654 to 932 and encodes 92 amino acids. The transcript has a single exon. The record is from RefSeq and is a predicted model, not a curated record.